Molecule: messenger RNA, 1139 nt
Organism: Paramecium pentaurelia
Lineage: Eukaryota; Ciliophora; Oligohymenophorea; Peniculida; Parameciidae
Source: the annotation of a GenBank genome assembly
AUGUAUUCUAAACAUUCAGAAAUUAGAUAAAAUUGGACCUAUCAAGUAAUUCUUACUAUUAUCUUUUAUAGGAAGACAAACUUUUAUUAGAACUUAUCAAACUUAAUGGUUGUUAAUCAUGGAAUCGCAUUGCAAAUGAACUUCAAUAUCAAAUAAAGAAUUCCAUUAAAAAACGUUCUCCAGCUGCUUGUAGAGAACGAUACUAAAACAUUCUAAACCCUAAUUUGAAUAGAAAUAUUUGGACAGAUGAAGAGGAAUAAAAAUUAUUCAAUCUUUAGUAAUCAUUUGGAAAUUCUUGGGCUAAAAUUGCCUCUUAAAUGACUGGCCGUUCUGAUUUACUUUGUAAAAACUACUUUUAUGCAACUUUAAGGAAGGUUUUACGUCGACUCAGUAAGGCAGUGGGUUUUGAUUAAUGUAAUACGUUUAUACUAUUUCUUAGCUUCAGAUUUACUUAAAUAAAUAAAACCUUGUGUUUUGGGUGUUAUAUAUUGUAAUGAAGAUUCUUUAAAAACUUUUAAUAUUGAUGAUGAAAUGAAAAAUGAAUUUAAAAAAAUUAUUAGACGAUUUAGACACAUAGAUAAAUCUGAAUUAAGAAUGCUACCUGAGGAAGAUAUAAAACAUAUUAAAAAAAUGUUAAAUAAACUAUUUACUCUAAAGUACAUAAAAUUUCAUUAUGAUAGCAAUAACUAUAUCUCUUAAAAAGGUGGUAUAAUACUCAACAAGAAAAAUUAAUAAGAUUUAACACCUUUUGAUACUAAAAAAUAAACUGAUCUUAACUUAAAUACCUAAUCUGAUUCAAAAAUAUAAUCCAAAAUCUAAGCAUCUAAUCUAUAAUACAAUUAUAAGGAAGAAUAUGAUUAAUAAUAAAACUACUAAACUUAAAUCUCCUCAGAAUAAUAGCCAUAUCAAAAUUAAAAAAAUCAACUUCAUUCUAACUUUUAACCAAGUCCAUCUAAUUUAGUAAUUAAUAAUUAUAUUAUUUUUAGAUUUCCAUUUAUACUCCAACACCUGUUUUAACAUUCUAUUUCUAACCAAACUUCAAUAUCUGGCCAAUCUAAACUGUCUAAUCGUAUUGUUAUCCUCAAUCGCUUUAAAUUCCUUAAGUUUAUCCUUAUGUCAAAUAUGAGUAAUCAUAAUGA